UACGUCAGUACGUGCUUGAGCCUGCCCGAAAAUGUUCUCCCGUGUUGUCGGAUUUCGAAGGAGCGCAAGACUUUGCGGUGAAAUAAUACAUUUUUAUCCGUGAGAAAACCAAAAGCAAACCGCAUGUGUGGAAACUGAAGUUAUUCGCAGUUCCAUUACUUGGUGAAACUGUGAUUUUGGCUGGCUCGACAGGGAAGUUUGUGUGAUCGUUUUUCCCGGAGUGAUGUCGAAUCCUGGGAGUCGGAGGAACGGGUCCAGCAUCAAAAUCCGACUGACAGUAUUAUGUGCCAAGAACCUCGCAAAGAAAGACUUCUUUCGUCUGCCAGAUCCUUUUGCCAAAGUCGUGGUGGACGGAUCAGGUCAAUGCCACUCUACAGACACAGUAAAGAGCACACUGGACCCCAAAUGGAAUCAGCACUAUGACCUCUACAUUGGUAAAACAGACUCCAUCACCAUCAGUAUAUGGAACCACAAGAAGAUCCAUAAACGACAGGGGGCAGGUUUUCUGGGCUGCAUACGACUGCUUUCUAAUGCCAUCAGCAGGCUAAAAGACACAGGAUACCAGCGUCUAGAUCUAUGUAAGCUAAACCCCUCUGACAGUGAUGCAGUGCGGGGGCAGAUUGUAGUGAGCCUGCAAACACGAGACCGCAUUGGCAGCGGAGGCCCUGUUGUGGACUGUAGAGGACUGUUAGAAAAUGAUGGGCCUGUGUUUGAGGGGUGUUUCAGUGAAGAACCGCUGCCCUACUCCGACUCCACCGGUGCCGCGGGAGGCGGGAACUGUCGGCUCGACUCUCCCAGUCAGGAGAGCCGUCUUCAGACCCAGCGAAUCAGAGGGCAGGACUCCAGAGGUCAUGGCCACACCCCUCAGAACAGACCGCAUGGACACCAACCGCCUGACCUGCCAGAGGGAUACGAGCAGCGAACAACAGUGCAGGGCCAGGUGUACUUCCUCCACACACAGACAGGCGUCAGCACCUGGCAUGACCCCCGGAUACCACGGGAUUUGGCCAGCGUGAGCUGUGAGGAACUCGGGCCUUUACCUGUAGGCUGGGAGGUCCGAAGCACCGUGUCUGGCCGGAUCUACUUUGUGGACCACAACAACCGAACCACACAGUUCACAGACCCACGCCUACACAACAUUAUCAGUCAGCAAUCACAAGUGAAGGAAUCUUCCCAGGCCCCCCAGAUGGAUGUGGGGGGUGAGGAGGGGGGCGGUGGAGGAGUAAGUGGCGGCGGCGGAGGAGGAGGGGAUGGAGAUGUGGCAGCGCGAUACGAAAGAGAUUUGGUGCACAAAUUAAAGCUGCUCCGCCACGAGCUGUCGCUGCAGCAGCCUCAAGCGGGACACUGUCGUAUAGAGGUGUCCCGAGAGGAGAUCUUUGAGGAGUCAUACCGGCAGAUAAUGAAGAUGAGGCCCAAAGACUUGAAGAAACGGCUAAUGGUGAAGUUCAGGGGAGAGGAAGGACUCGAUUAUGGUGGAGUGGCCAGGGAGUGGUUGUACCUGCUGUGUCACGAGAUGUUAAACCCCUAUUACGGCCUGUUCCAGUACUCCACAGACAAUAUCUACACACUACAGAUCAACCCAGACUCCUCCAUCAAUCCUGACCACCUGUCAUAUUUCCACUUUGUGGGUCGUGUGAUGGGCCUGGCAGUUUUUCACGGUCACUACAUCAACGGGAGCUUCACGUUGCCCUUUUACAAACAGCUGCUGGGCAAACCCAUCCAACUCAACGACCUGGAGACCACCGACCCCGAGUUGCACAAGAGCCUCGUCUGGAUAUUGGAGAAUGACAUCACUUCAGUACUUGAUCACACGUUCUGUGUAGAGCACAAUGCCUUUGGGAAGUUCUCACAACAUGAACUCAAGCCUAAUGGUCGUAAUGUCCCCGUCACUGAGGAGAACAAGAAGGAAUAUGUAAGACUUUAUGUGAACUGGAGGUUUAUGCGUGGAAUUGAAGCCCAGUUUCUGGCUCUGCAGAAGGGGUUCAGUGAGCUCAUCCCACAGCACCUCCUCAAACCCUUCGACCAUAAAGAACUUGAGUUGAUCAUUGGUGGACUAGGAAAAAUAGACCUUGCAGACUGGAAGACUAACACCCGUCUGAAACACUGCACAAGUGAAAGCAAUGUGGUGCGGUGGUUCUGGCAAGCAGUGGAGGCUUUCAGUGAGGAGAGGAGAGGACGCCUUCUGCAGUUUGUCACAGGCUCCACCAGGGUCCCCCUACAGGGAUUCAAAGCGCUGCAGGGCUCUACAGGUUCUGCAGGACCAAGACUCUUCACCAUCCAUUUGAUAGAUGCUAACACAGAAAACUUGCCCAAGGCUCACACGUGUUUCAACAGGAUAGACAUCCCUCCCUAUGAGUCUUACGAGAAGCUUUACGAGAAACUGCUGACUGCUGUGGAGGAGACCUGCGGCUUUGCUGUGGAGUGAUGAAUCUGCGCACACUUAGCCCUUGCACGUGCACACAGACUAUGUGACAUUUUACAUAUAUGCACACACACACAAACCGAAUAUCAAGUAUACACCAAGUAUACAGAGCAGCCAAGCAUCACAAGAACACACUCACUCUCCUGCGACACCUUCACCUCCCGAAUCUGUUGGAGGUUAAAGGAGGAAGCACAGCGGGAGGAGAACAUUUAAAAAAAAAAAAAA
Messenger RNA from Pundamilia nyererei, 2647 nucleotides. It is a transcript of the gene smurf1, whose product is annotated as SMAD specific E3 ubiquitin protein ligase 1. Gene Ontology annotation, biological process: negative regulation of BMP signaling pathway; protein ubiquitination; proteasome-mediated ubiquitin-dependent protein catabolic process. Gene Ontology annotation, cellular component: cytoplasm. The transcript is spliced from 18 exons. Bases 224 to 2425 code for a protein of 733 amino acids. Lineage: Eukaryota; Metazoa; Chordata; Actinopteri; Cichliformes; Cichlidae. The record is from RefSeq and is a predicted model, not a curated record. Gene Ontology annotation, molecular function: SMAD binding; ubiquitin protein ligase activity.